Dama dama (fallow deer) is the source of this 2501-nucleotide messenger RNA. RefSeq names its product suppression of tumorigenicity 7 like (gene ST7L). The record is from RefSeq and is a predicted model, not a curated record. Gene Ontology annotation, molecular function: protein binding. The transcript is spliced from 15 exons. The coding region runs from base 760 to 2070 and encodes 436 amino acids. NCBI's taxonomy places the organism in Eukaryota, Metazoa, Chordata, Mammalia, Artiodactyla, Cervidae.
GGGGGCAGUUAGAGGUGCUGGGGGCAAAGGCCAAAGGGCAGAGAUUUCCUUAUCACGGGAGAGCCUCGGAGUAUGAGUUAGUUUAAGCGACCGAGUGGAUUCUUUUUCUCUGAGGCCGCAGCUGAUUGUCAAACUUGAGCUGCAGUCGCCGGCUCCUCCCCGAACUCUUAAGAUCCGCCCUCUCUCGUGUGCCCUCUUGCGCCCUAAGAGAAACCACCUGACAAGCUGUAAGCUUCAGGUGAUAGGGCCGAUGAGAGCAAUUUCAGACCUGGAUGAAGAAUUUAUACACACCCUUUGAGUCUCCCGCCACUGAGCUGAGAGAACCCACACUCAAACAACAAAACAUCUAAGAGAAAACACCACGAUCUUUGCCAACUAUUCUUAUGUUUUAAAAUAGCUUUGUCAAGAAACAGUUUCCGUUAUAUUUUUGUCCGUUCUCUGUUUUAGGCUUUAUCUUGAGUCAUACAAUAGAACAGUACAGGAAGUAAAGAGAAAGAGAGCCACAAACGGUAGUGGGUACUUUCCUUAGUUCGUUCUUUCAACAUUCGUAGAGAGCUUGCUGUGUAGUGUGGGCUGAAGACCCAAAGACAUCUACGAGUGACAGUAUUUUUAAAUUCAUUGACACCCAAAUUCUAUGUGGCACUUACAGGGACAUCUUCUUUGAUAUCAGGACUAAUAUUUAUAUUUGAAUGGUGGUACUUUCAUAAGCAUGGCACAUCUUUUAUUGAGCAAGUUUCUGUAAGCCAUUUGCGACCAUUGAUGGGAGGAACAGAAAGCAGCAUUUCAGAGCCAGGUUCUCCUUCCAACAACAGAGAAAGCGAAACCAGCAGGCAGAAUUUGUCAGAAUGUAAAGUGUGGAGAAAUCCUCUAAAUCUUUUCAGAGGAGCAGAAUAUAGGAGAUACACUUGGGUGACUGGUAAAGAGCCACUUACAUACUAUGAUAUGAAUUUGUCAGCUCAGGACCAUCAGACCUUUUUCACCUGUGACACAGACUUUUUACGUCCUUCAGACACAGUUAUGCAGAAGGCAUGGAGAGAAAGGAAUCCUCCAGCUCGAAUCAAAGCAGCCUAUCAAGCUUUAGAAUUAAACAACGACUGUGCCACUGCAUAUGUUCUACUGGCUGAGGAAGAAGCAACAACUAUUGUCGAUGCCGAAAGGUUAUUUAAGCAGGCACUCAAGGCAGGAGAAACAAUUUAUAGGCGGUCACAACAGUGCCAGCACCAAAGUCCUCAGCAUGAAGCUCAACUGAGGAGAGAUACCAAUGUACUGGUGUAUAUUAAAAGAAGACUGGCAAUGUGUGCAAGAAAAUUGGGAAGAAUAAGAGAGGCAGUAAAAAUAAUGAGAGAUUUAAUGAAAGAAUUUCCUCCUCUUACUAUGUUGAACAUCCAUGAAAAUCUCCUAGAAUCACUUUUAGAAUUACAAGCCUAUGCAGAUGUCCAAGCAGUUCUAGCAAAAUAUGAUGAUAUAAGCCUUCCAAAGUCAGCAGCCAUCUGUUACACAGCAGCACUAUUGAAGACGAGGACUGUUUCAGAUAAAUUCUCUCCAGAAACAGCCUCCAGAAGAGGGUUAAGCACAGCAGAAAUUAAUGCUGUGGAAGCAAUUCAUAGAGCUGUGGAAUUUAAUCCUCAUGUUCCAAAAUAUUUACUAGAGAUGAAAAGCCUCAUUUUACCUCCAGAACACAUUCUGAAGCGGGGUGACAGUGAAGCAGUUGCCUACGCGUUCUUUCACCUUCAGCACUGGAAGAGGAUAGAAGGCGCUCUUAACCUGCUGCAGUGCACGUGGGAAGGCACUUUUCGAAUGAUUCCAUACCCAUUAGAGAAAGGCCAUCUAUUUUAUCCUUAUCCCAGCUGCACAGAGACUGCUGAUAGAGAGCUAUUACCUCCGUUUCAUCAUGUUUCUGUUUACCCAAAGAAGGAGAUUCCUUUUUUCAUCCAUUUCACAGCAGGACUAUGUUCUUCUACAGCAAUGAUAGCUUUUCUUACACACCAGUUUCCUGAGAUCAUGGGUGUUUUUGCUAAAGCUGAUAAUGUCUGUCCUAAAGGUGCUGGGAUUCUCCCGCCUCCAGCCUAGGCACCCUCAGUUUCUGAGCAGAACACACAAGAUUUGAAGUCAGAAGCCCUCAGUGUGAGUUCCUGCUGAGCCACUCAGUAUCCACAGGACUUCGGACAAAUCACAGAGCCUCUCUGAACAGCACCUGCACAGUGAGCAUAACUCCUAUCACAGGGCUGGUGAGACAAUUACAUAUAAGCAAAAGCGUUUAUACAUUAAGAAACCUUUUUAUAAACAUCACAGUUAUUCUUGGGGAAGCCCCACCUUGAAAGUUGUCAAAAAAGAACAGCUGUGGAUUAAACUCUUUCUUUUUAUUCACUCAGUUGAGCUUUUCUGUUUGGUCAAGUCUGCUUACUGGGUUGAUGGGGUUGAAGUAAAGUCAUCCUAUUUCUGCUUGUUCUGGCCAAAGAAAGAGAACUCCAAUGCCGAGCUGAUCCAUCUGUAGACUGGUA